AGUUUGAGAUUUUCAAAAUGAAGCACGGUGUUGGCUUACUUCUUUUUCUUUUUAUCGUACAUGUACAAUGUCUUUCAAUUCUCACAGACAGCAGUGGCCAGAAUAUCACUCAGCUGGACACAAAUGACAUCGACUCGAAAAAUGUGGACGUAUUUCGGCAACUCCUGAACCAAGAAACCAUCAUACGAAUAGCACUGGUGAAAAAUGUUCACUCGCUGAUGAAGGACAUGGUCGACCUGAAACAAAAUAUGGAGACACUGGAAACUUCACAGCAAAAAACAGAAGUAGAGAUCACAGCAUUAAAACAGGAAGUGAACGAACUGAAACGUGAAAACGAGAGACUUAAGCUUGUAAACAGACAAUGUGAAGAAACAUUCAAUAUCGUGAAGGAAAAUUUUACAAAGCUCGAUGAAGAUUUCCAAAGGGGUUUGGAACAGAUUGAGGAGAAAAGAAUAGACUUUGAGAAGAAUACGAGCACGAUACUUGGCGACUUGAAAGUUGAAGUUCGUUAUUUGUCAGUCACUUUGCUGGAUUUGAAUAAACACACCCUAGAGGAAAUUGAUAGAAGUAUUCCAGAAAUGGUCCAGGAAAAGUACGACAUAUUAUCAUUGACAUUGAAUUCUUCACUGACAAAUUUACAAAGCGAUUUACUAGCUACAAACUCCAGACUUACUAGGUCAAUAUCAAAUCUGGAAAACGAUCAGAUUACGAUUAAAUCAUCGAUUGUUGAUGAUUUUAACAAAACCAUAGCCGGUCUACAAAAUGAUGUUAAACAAUCACAGUAUGACCAACUGAAAUUAUCUUCUACUGUCUCAUCCCUUGAGGUGUUCCGAAUGAAUGUUACCAGCAAUCGUUGUGACUUGUCAAAAAGAGUGGCCUUCACCGCUGGAGUGACGUCUACCAGCAGUUCCUGGAACAGCGGAACAUUGGUGUUCACACAAGUCAUCAAUAACGUGGGAGGAGGUUAUAACCCCAACACCGGAAUCUUCACCGCACCAGUGGACGGAGAUUACGUGUUCUACGUCAGUAUCCAAAGUUAUAAUCACAAUCAUGAUAUAUAUGUAGAUAUUGUACUUAACGGAUCUAAAAAGGUUCGAGCGAUGGCAGAAGUGUAUACUUCUGAUGAUGCUUACGAAACUGGUACAAACCUGGUGACUUUGCCAUUGGAUCAGGGAGACACAGUAUGGGUCAAUCAUUAUUCUGGAUCAGGUUAUUAUACCUACAGUGACGCUCCUGUCACCACCUUCUCUGGAUUCUUGUUGUAAACAACUCGAUGCAAUAUUUGAAUGCACAAAACUCAUAUUUUAUUGUAUAAAUAUCGUAUCUUAGAACUUGAAUAAAAGAAUUAUGCAUAGCAA
Molecule: messenger RNA, 1358 nt
Organism: Saccostrea cuccullata (small rock oyster)
Lineage: Eukaryota; Metazoa; Mollusca; Bivalvia; Ostreida; Ostreidae
Product: multimerin-2-like
Exons: 3
Coding region: 18-1265 (415 amino acids)
Molecular function (GO): protein binding
Source: RefSeq, a predicted model, not a curated record